Chlorocebus sabaeus (green monkey) is the source of this 1761-nucleotide messenger RNA. It is a transcript of the gene KLK15, whose product is annotated as kallikrein related peptidase 15. The record is from RefSeq and is a predicted model, not a curated record. Gene Ontology annotation, biological process: proteolysis. Lineage: Eukaryota; Metazoa; Chordata; Mammalia; Primates; Cercopithecidae. Gene Ontology annotation, cellular component: secretory granule. Gene Ontology annotation, molecular function: serine-type endopeptidase activity.
UAGAUGCUGCUGGAUGACCUGGAGGAGGUGAGAGCUUUGAGACAAGACUGGAGGGAGGGGCAAAGGGGAGAUUCACUGUGCCCCGGUCUCAAGGGGAAACAUCAACCACCCUGGGAGAACUGAGUGUCAAGGGCAUGGGUAGAUCCAUGUGUCCUUUACCAAUGCCCCAAAUUGAACCUGAACCAAGAAAAUGUCCUGGAGUGGCCAGAAAGAGCUGCAGUGGAGGGAGGGGGAUGGAGUGGAUCAGGAGGACGUCCCUGAAGCGCUUGUACCAGAGCCAAGAACGUGGUCAGGAGUGAUCACGGGUUCAAGUCAGUUCAGCACAAGCUCCCGGAGGCCUCCUGUGUACCAGGCCCCAGGCGGGGCAGUGCUGAGGACACAGAAAGAACCUGACCUGAGCCCCAUCUUCAAGGCCCCCAGAUGGGGAAAAGAAUGGGCCAGACCUCAGCAAACUGCAGCGGAACCCUGGUCCCUCCUCCACAAUGUGGCUUCUCCUCACUCUCUCCUUCCUGCUGGCAUCCUCAGCCCAGGAUGGUGACAAGUUGCUGGAAGGUGACGAGUGUGCACCCCACUCCCAGCCAUGGCAAGUGGCCCUCUACGAGCGUGGACGCUUUAACUGUGGCGCUUCCCUCAUCUCCCCACACUGGGUGCUAUCUGCGGCCCACUGCCAAACCCGCUUCAUGAGAGUGCGCCUGGGGGAGCACAACCUGCGCAAGCGCGAUGGCCCAGAGCAACUACGGACCGCGUCUCGGGUCAUCCCACACCCGCGCUACGAAGCGCGCAGCCACCGCCACGACAUCAUGUUGCUGCGUCUAGUCCAGCCCGCACGCCUGACCCCCCAGGUGCGCCCCGUGGUGCUACCCACGCGUUGCCCCCACCCGGGGGAGGCCUGUGUGGUGUCUGGCUGGGGCCUGGUGUCCCACAUCGAGCCUGGGACCACCCGGAGCCCCCAGUCACAAGUGAGUCUCCCAGAUACGUUGCAUUGUGCCAACAUCAGCAUUAUCUCGGACACGUCUUGUGACAAGAGCUACCCAGGGCGCCUGACGAACACCAUGGUGUGUGCAGGCGCGGAGGGCAGAGGCGCAGAAUCCUGUGAGGGUGACUCCGGGGGACCCCUGGUCUGUGGGGGCGUCCUGCAGGGCAUUGUGUCCUGGGGUGAUGUCCCUUGUGACAACACCACCAAGCCUGGUGUCUAUACCAAAGUCUGCCACUACUUGAAGUGGAUCAGGGAAACCAUGAAGAGGAACUGACUAUUCUGGCCUAUUACCUGUGCCCCUGACUGAGCAGAGGCCUCCACAGCUGGCCAGCAGCCCCACCUGACAUGGAACAGAAUGGAGCCGUCCCCCAAGACCCUGUCCAAGGCCCAGAUGUUAGCCAAGGAUUGUCCCACCUGAGGACAAAGCUGGCGCUCAAGGUCACCUGUUUAAUGCCAAGAUAACAAAGCACUGAUCCAAGUUUCUCUGUAGGAAUUUCUGUGACUUUUUUCUGGGGUCAAAGGGAAACCCAGAGACACUGUACACUGUUCCUUUUCACCCACCACCCCGAUCCCUAGGUGAGGAGAAGCGGCUUGAAGCAGGGCUCCAUUCAUUCAACACACAUGACCACCCGUGUGAUCUUGAACAAGAGGCCCAAUCUCCCUUGGCCUUGGUUUCCCCAUCUGUAAAAUGAGACCAUCUUAUUGCUGACUUCAAAGGGCUAUUUUGAGGAUUAAAUGAGAUGAUUCCUCUGAACUGAUUAAAAUAGUGUCUGGCACUGAGUAAA